CUGCGAGAAUGAAGACCAUUCUCAGCAAUCAGACUGUCGACAUUCCGGAAAAUGUCGACAUCACUCUGAAGGGACACACAGUUAUUGUGAAGGGUCCCAGAGGAACCUUGCGGAGGGACUUCAAUCACAUCAACGUAGAACUCAGUCUCCUUGGAAAGAAAAAGAAGAGGCUUCGUGUUGACAAAUGGUGGGGAAAUAGAAAGGAACUGGCUACAGUUAGGACUAUCUGUAGUCAUGUACAGAACAUGAUCAAGGGUGUUACACUGGGCUUCCGUUACAAGAUGAGGUCUGUGUAUGCUCACUUCCCCAUCAACGUCGUUAUUCAGGAGAGCGGAUCUCUUGUUGAAAUCCGAAACUUCUUGGGUGAAAAAUACAUCCGCAGGGUUCGAAUGAGACCAGGUGUUGCUUGUUCAGUAUCUCAAGCCCAGAAAGAUGAGUUAAUUCUUGAAGGAAACAACAUUGAACUUGUUGUUAAUUCAGCUGCUUUAAUUCAGCAAGCCACGACCGUUAAAAACAAGGAUAUACGGAAAUUUUUGGAUGGUAUCUAUGUCUCUGAAAAAGGAACUGUUCAGCAGGCUGAUGAAUAA
This is a messenger RNA of Orycteropus afer afer, 587 nucleotides long. RefSeq names its product 60S ribosomal protein L9-like. Gene Ontology annotation, cellular component: ribosome; cytosolic large ribosomal subunit. The record is from RefSeq and is a predicted model, not a curated record. Gene Ontology annotation, biological process: cytoplasmic translation. NCBI's taxonomy places the organism in Eukaryota, Metazoa, Chordata, Mammalia, Tubulidentata, Orycteropodidae. Gene Ontology annotation, molecular function: structural constituent of ribosome; rRNA binding.